AUGAUCUCCUCAAGAAUGAUGGGACGAGUGCAUUGCAUGGUUUAUGUCGUGUUCUUGUGUGCCAUCGCGGCUACAGUGACAGCAUAUCCUUACUCCUUACCUCAAACACCCCAAUACAGUUCUCCGGUUCACAAACACGAAUCACCUUAUUACUCUCCUUCCCCAAAGGUCGACUACAAAUCUCCACCUCCCCCAUAUGUUUACAGCUCCCCACCACCACCUUAUUAUUCUCCAUCCCCAAAGGUCGACUACAAGUCUCCACCACCACCAUACGUCUACAGCUCCCCACCACCAACUUAUUACUCUCCUUCCCCAAAGGUUGAUUACAAGUCUCCACCUCCACCAUAUGUCUACAGCUCCCCACCGCCACCAUAUUACUCUCCUUCCCCAAAGGUCAACUACAAGUCUCCACCUCCACCAUACGUGUACAGCUCCCCACCACCACCUUAUUACUCUCCUUCCCCAAAGGUCGACUACAAGUCUCCAUCUCCACCAUAUGUCCCGAAGACACCUUACUAUUGAAUUGGUUUAUAACCUUGCAUGGUUGCAAUAAUUUUUUUCUUAUGGAUUUUGUCCCUUGUUACACCCUUUUUCUUAUAUUGUGAUUUGAGUCUUCUGAAUUAUUUUUUGUUACACUAUCUCUCGAAGAUUUUAUGUAACCAAUAAAUUUUUAUUUGGCUAUU
Molecule: messenger RNA, 683 nt
Organism: Capsella rubella
Lineage: Eukaryota; Viridiplantae; Streptophyta; Magnoliopsida; Brassicales; Brassicaceae
Product: extensin-2
Exons: 1
Coding region: 1-522 (173 amino acids)
Biological process (GO): plant-type cell wall organization
Molecular function (GO): structural constituent of cell wall
Source: RefSeq, a predicted model, not a curated record